GCCUCCUCCAAUCCUUGCAAAGCCCACGACUCGUAGCAACUUUAGCCAUGGCUUCCAAGCUCCAGCUCCUGCCCUCCUUCAUUGCCAUUGUGGUUCUCGCAGCGGUUAUCCACCCUUGCGCGUCCGUUGAGUUUCACCGCAAGCUCGCCAGUUGGUCUAAUGCCGGCGCGACAUGGUAUGGCGCCGCUAAUGGGGCUGGGAGUGAUGGUGGUGCGUGCGGGUACAAGGGUGCCGUCGACCAGUCACCGUUUUCAUCCAUGAUCGCCGCCGGCGGCCCUUCCCUCUACGCCUCUGGCUUGGGCUGUGGAUCUUGCUACCAGGUGAAAUGCACUGGUAACGCCGCGUGCUCCAGCAGCCCGGUGACGGUCGUCAUCACGGACCAGUGCCCCGGCGGCCCUUGCUUGGAAGAGCCGCACUUCGACCUGAGCGGGACGGCGUUCGGUGCCAUGGCGAAGCCCGGCCAGGCCGACCAGCUGCGCGCUGCGGGCGUCCUCCAAAUCCAGUUCACCCGGUACGCCCGCAUCAGUUCUACGUUCUUGAUUCACCGUGUUACUAACUGGUUUUUUCCCCUACUCCCGCAUGUGAUAUACAGCGUGCAGUGCAACUGGGCCGGAGUGAAGCUAACCUUCGUCGUGGACGCCGGCUCGAACCCGAACUACUUCGCCGUGCUCAUCCAGUACCAAAACGGCGACGGCGACCUCUCGGCUGUCGACCUCAUGCAGAGCGGUGCUGCGGCGGCAUGGGCGCCGAUGCAGCACUCGUGGGGUGCUGUCUGGAAGCUCGACGCCGGGUCGGCCCUGCAGGCGCCGCUCUCCCUCCGCCUCACGUCCAGCUCCGGCAAGAAGCUCGUCGCCAGCAACGUCAUCCCCCUUGGGUGGAAGGCCGGCUCUGCGUACCAGUCGACAGUCAAUUACUAAUUCUCGUACGAGUUUUCUAUGUACUAUUGUAUGUCAGUAUUUGCGUGUCGGUUGCACUGCAUGCACGGGAUGGUGCAACAUGCAUGGAACCUAUGUAGUAUGUGUGUGUGCGUGUGGUAGUUCGAUGUGUAGCGCGCAGCGCUACUACCAAGAACUGAAAUAAUGGCGAGACGGGCGUUGAGGAGGAGGCGCUGCAUGGGUAUAGAUCUCCCCUGUUGGCCGUUUUAUGUGGACGUGUAAAACAUGUAUGACAGCUCGGUGCACUCCAUCAGUGCCUAAUACGA
Molecule: messenger RNA, 1201 nt
Organism: Triticum aestivum (bread wheat)
Lineage: Eukaryota; Viridiplantae; Streptophyta; Magnoliopsida; Poales; Poaceae
Product: expansin-B18
Exons: 4
Coding region: 48-917 (289 amino acids)
Biological process (GO): sexual reproduction
Cellular component (GO): extracellular region
Source: RefSeq, a predicted model, not a curated record